AGCACACUGAGGUUGACAGGAAUGGAAGGCGAUCUGCGAAGGUUUCGUCGCGAAUCCAUGGCGUAAAUCCGAGAGCAGAGCGAGAUUGAACGAGCGAGGCGCGUAUAAAUGCGGCCUCAUGGAGCGGCAUCGAGGCCGACACUGCGACCGAUCAGAGCAGCAGCAGAGGCGCCGCCAUUCCUCCUCGCUUUCGUCUUUAUCGUCUCUCUUCACUCCCUCUCCCUAUUUGUGCCUUUUUCUCAGUCGAUCUCGAGGCCACACGCAUCGAAGCGACAAGAUUAGGGUCAAGAUCGGAUGGAAGGAGGAGGAAAGAGGCAGUCUUCGUCGAUCGCCGACGAGCUUUUCCCCACCGGCAAGGAUGGUUCGUCAUCCUCGUCGCCUGGAUACUUUAGCAACGUCUUCCCCCCUGCUUCCGCGGUGAUGGGUAAGUAUUCAUCACAGAACGACUUGUUCUGGACGCUGAGCAAGCAGAAGACGGAUGGACAAUUCGGAAACGCUCAGGGCGUACCUCAAGGUGGUAAACCUCAGGGAAAUCCAACCAAGAAACAAAUGACGCGGAGCAUGGAUGGAAAACCUGUAACUCCUGAUCAAUAUGAAGAAUCAGCCUAUUUUAGCUCUUCUGUUCACUAUGGCGGUCGUGAUUUCUAUGACAGUUCUUCAUCCACCCAAGUUUCUGGAUCACCAAAAACUUUUAAAGAUGACAAAGGGGGAAAUUCAAAUGACCCUGAUGCUGCCAAUCGAGGUGAAUGGUGGCAAGGUUCUCUGUACUAUUGAAGUACCAACUCAACUAAUAUGCUCUUGAUCAAUAUUCAUAGAAGGAGUCUGGAUGGUCCCGGAUGUUUAUAGUUGACUUCCCUUAUUGAGCAUCUUUUUGCCAUUAGAAGUUGGUCAGGUUUUAUUAUGAUAGUGUUUAAGGAUGAGAACUACUGGGAGUGGGUAUCAUCAGUUUGAGCUUGUUUGACUGCGACUAUCUAUGCUGAGACUAUGGGAGUACUACACUAACUCUAUUGCUUGGCCAUUUUCAAUCCUUUUUUCAAUGUAAAUCUGUCUGCGUCUAUUGUUUGUUGCUUGGUGCCCACUAUUCAUGUUUGUUUUGCUAGCACAAUUGUGUGAAGGUUUGAUCCCUAUUUGUGGACUCUGGGAGAGAUGAAGGCUAUCUAGUUGUGGAGGUGGCUUGAGAGGGCUGAACCCUAAUGGAGCUCCCUUGCUGUAUUAUGAAAGAGAUCAAGGCUGUCUAGCUUUGCAAAUGGCUUGAGUUGGCUCACUGUAUUAACUCUAAACAUUUAUCAAGGCUUUAAAUAGAGGAAUUUAGUUUGCCUUUUAUGUAGGUCA
Molecule: messenger RNA, 1332 nt
Organism: Zingiber officinale
Lineage: Eukaryota; Viridiplantae; Streptophyta; Magnoliopsida; Zingiberales; Zingiberaceae
Exons: 6
Coding region: 295-774 (159 amino acids)
Source: RefSeq, a predicted model, not a curated record